Peromyscus eremicus (cactus mouse) is the source of this 1083-nucleotide messenger RNA. It is a transcript of the gene Gramd2a, whose product is annotated as GRAM domain containing 2A. Gene Ontology annotation, biological process: regulation of store-operated calcium entry. NCBI's taxonomy places the organism in Eukaryota, Metazoa, Chordata, Mammalia, Rodentia, Cricetidae. The record is from RefSeq and is a predicted model, not a curated record. The coding region runs from base 28 to 1083 and encodes 351 amino acids. The transcript has 10 exons. Gene Ontology annotation, molecular function: phosphatidylinositol-4,5-bisphosphate binding. Gene Ontology annotation, cellular component: endoplasmic reticulum membrane; organelle membrane contact site; extrinsic component of cytoplasmic side of plasma membrane.
AGAUACCCCCAAGCUCCCCUUUCUAACAUGGAUUCAUUUCCCUCUAGCAACCAACAAAUGCAUGGAAAGACAGAGCCUAUGAAGAGCUCUGUGCCUUGUGCAGAGAAACCAGAAAAGGUCCAGGAAACCCCAGAUGACAGUCUGCACUGGUCAGAAGGCUCGAAGGGUGAAGAGAUAAAGAAGUAUGGCCGGGAAGGGGCACUAAUGAGCAAAUACAACCAGCAGUACCACAAGCUGUUUAAAGACAUCCCCUUGGAGGAGAUGGUUCUCAAAGUGUGUUCCUGUGCCCUCCAGAGAGACCUCCUUCUCCACGGGCGGCUCUAUAUCUCUCCCAACUGGCUUUGCUUCCAUGCCAGCCUCUUCGGCAAGGAUAUCAAGGUGGCCAUUCCUGUGGUAUCUGUGCAACUGAUCAAAAAACACAAGAUGGCGCGGCUCCUUCCCAAUGGACUGGCCAUCACCACAAACACCAGCCAGAAGUAUAUCUUUGUGUCUCUGCUCUCCCGGGACAGUGUGUAUGACAUGCUGAGGAGGGUCUGCACUCACUUACAGCCUUCCAGCAAGAAGAGUCUGAGUGUAAGGAAAUUCCCCCAGGAAGCCAAGUGCGAGUCUCCGGAAGUCCUUGUCCCUGAGAUGAAGUGGAGAAAAGUGUGCCCAGCUUCCACAUCCCUGUCACUCCCAGAGGACAUCUCUUGUGUCUCUAGGAUCCCCGCAGACUCCACAGAUAGCUGCUUCUCCUCCGGGAAGCCUCCAGGGUCUGGUGAGUUCAGGAUCCUAGCCCAAACAGCCUCGGGACAUGAAGGGAGGGGGAGCUGCCCCACUCUGGUUGGGGCCCCCAGUGAGUGCUCCCGGAAGAUGCCUAGCUGCUCUCCCAUUGCAGAGACCAUCUGUGAGGAAGAGAUGCUGGAAGAAGAGCCCACCGUGGACCAGGAACUGAGGCAGUGGGAUUCCCGGCUCCUCAAAGUCAUCUUUGUGAUGAUCUGCUUCUUGGUCGUGUCCUCGUCCUAUCUGGCAUUCCGCAUCUCCCGGCUGGAACAGCAGUUAUGUUCCUUGAACUGGGGUGGUCCACUCCCAGGGGACAGGUGA